AUGCCUCUAUAUGCAAAAUUCUUGAAAGACCUCAUCAACAAAAAGAGAAGUUGGCAUGAGAAGAAAACCAUUAUGCUCACUGAAGAAUGCAGUACUGUGAUUCAAAGGGGCCUCCCACUAAAGCUCAAGGACCCUAGGAGCUUCUUCGUGCCUUGUACCAUUGGUAGUCUAACCAUUGAUAAGGCACUAUGUGACUUAGGAGCAAGCAUAAAUCUAAUUCCAUAUUCUAUGAUAAGAAGGCUAUGCAUAGAGGAAGUAAAUCCCACACAAAUGUCACUAGAGCUCAUGGACAAAUCAUUGGUAUCUCCCAGAGGAGUGAUUGAAAAUCUCCUGGUUCAAGUAGGGGCAUUCAUAUUCCCAGCAGACUUUGUGAUCCUGGAUCUGGGAGAAGAAGGAAGUGACUCUAUUAUCUUGGGAAGACCCUUCUUAGCCACAGCAAGGGCCAUCAUAGAUGUUGAACAAGGAGAGCUGACCCUAAGGGUACAUGAUGAAAGCAUUACUCUGAAUGUCUUUCCAGAAGCACAGCAUAAUGAUGAAAAGGAAAAAUGCAUGGAGGUUGGCAAAGAAGACUUGCAGUGGAAGGAAGAAACCAACAAGACACUCAUUAAUCCUCUUCCAGAGCAAGAAACAAAAAGCAAAGUAGGACAAAAAGAGACUGAGACUCUAAAGAAUGAUGAGAAAAAGCAAGAAGGAAGUGAGGUGUUAGCCACUAAGAAGGCAGAUUCCAAAACAUAG
Arachis ipaensis is the source of this 735-nucleotide messenger RNA. The record is from RefSeq and is a predicted model, not a curated record. Lineage: Eukaryota; Viridiplantae; Streptophyta; Magnoliopsida; Fabales; Fabaceae.